Molecule: messenger RNA, 1700 nt
Organism: Drosophila hydei
Lineage: Eukaryota; Metazoa; Arthropoda; Insecta; Diptera; Drosophilidae
Product: zinc finger protein 853
Exons: 2
Coding region: 155-1429 (424 amino acids)
Source: RefSeq, a predicted model, not a curated record
UUUUAUUCGAUCUCAACAUAUCAGCUGUGCAGGCCUAAAUUUUAAACAUUUUAUCCACAGUAUUUUUCGACAAAAUAUCAAUAAAAAAUAGUCUUGCUACUCAAACAGUCUGAAAUUCUGUCAGUCUUGCAACAAAUAGUUCAGGAUAGUAAUAAUGGCCAGUUGCGAUGUGCAAGCCACUCCAUCGGAUAAGAUUAUAAAUGAGGACACAGCUAAAGCCGAAAUGAAGAGCGAAGCAGUUAAAAAAUUUCAAACUCGAAUUAUGAAAAAUGGAACUGUCCCCCAGCCAACCAAAAUUCCGGGUCCCGUACGCUUGGAUGACAGCGGCAGCUACAUCCACACAAGUACACGCAAGUACACCACCCUGAUGAAGUGUCUGCAAGCGAAGAGCGAAAUGGAUGAGAGUUUCAGCAGCACUAGCACACUGGUAAACACAACUGAGGAUUCUGGCGUUCAAUUGGAUUGCUCAAUGAACGUAGACGACGAUAAUAAUUCAAGUUCCGAAAUGCCAUCUCAACCGGGCAGCUCAACGCCGCGCCAACAGCGCAGCACGGAUACGAUUGCAACCAGUGGAAGUCUUGACGAAUUGGAGGCCGCCGAACGACAAACGCUGAGAGUACUGCAACGUGCCGUGGCCGAAAUGGAAGCGGAUGUCGCUUUACAUGCGGAGAUACUCGAAGAACAGAUAAAGCUGGAGCUGGAGAACCAAAUGAAUUUGCACAUAGAGCACGAAGUCCAACAGGAGAUUGAAAAGACACUGUUGCAACAAACAGUGGAGCAGCAGAAACAGCAGCAGGAGCAGGAACAAGGGCAGCAGCAGCAACAAGAGCAGCAGCAGCAACAAGAACAGCAGCAGCAACAAGAGCUGCAGCAGCAACAGCAUCAAGAGCUGCAGCAGCAACAGCAGCCGCAGCAACAAGAGACCUGUAUUCAGGAACUAGAGACAGAGCUGGAGCAGCAGCUGGAGCUGGAGCUGGAGCUGGAACUGAAGCCGGAGGAACUGAAGCAAUCGGAUUUCAACGAUGUAUGUCACCACAUCGACGACGAAGAGACGACCAAUCUAUCCGCUAGAGCUGGCUCACGCGAGCGAAAGCACGUGCGUGUGGAGCAACUCCUUGAGGCGGAACAUGACAUAGAAAUGUUGCACAAGCUGCUCCAAGUGGACUGCGAUCAGUACAAUGACGAAGUGACUGCCCCGGAUCAGCCCCAUGACAAUGAUUGUCCGCCCGACUUAAAUGCCGGCGGGGAAAUGCAGGUUAAGCCGGACAAAUUUACUACUGAUAACGAAGCUGAAUGGCAUGACAAGCGAGUGGGCAUCUUUCACUCGCUGCUGCAGAUUAUCUGCGGGAAACGCAUCCGCAAGCUAGGCUAUCCCAUACUAUUUUGUGGCAUGGCUGUCGGUUUGAUUUAUUACUUUCGUAAGAAUUAGGGAAUUGUAGGCGUACACAUUUUAAAAUUCAUCUACGCAAAUUCACGAGCAUUGCAUAAGCGCGACAUAGCGCAACAAAAUCGAAUUCAAGUUGAGUUCUCAAAAUUUCAUUUAUUUUUACGAAUGAUAAAACGAAAACCACAUAAAUAGAAAAAAAGUAUCGCCAAUAAAGUCGCAAAACUCACGACGCUGCAAAACUCCCCAUUUAUAAGUCACCGUUUUCGGAACUGCAUAUCAAGCAAUUGUAACAGAAAAAAAAAAUAUAUAUAUA